Alligator sinensis (Chinese alligator) is the source of this 2735-nucleotide messenger RNA. Its product is annotated as procollagen-lysine,2-oxoglutarate 5-dioxygenase 2-like. Gene Ontology annotation, biological process: peptidyl-lysine hydroxylation. Gene Ontology annotation, cellular component: endoplasmic reticulum. Gene Ontology annotation, molecular function: L-ascorbic acid binding; iron ion binding; procollagen-lysine 5-dioxygenase activity. Bases 353 to 820 code for a protein of 155 amino acids. The record is from RefSeq and is a predicted model, not a curated record. The transcript is spliced from 4 exons. NCBI's taxonomy places the organism in Eukaryota, Metazoa, Chordata, Crocodylia, Alligatoridae.
GAAAAAUUGUGAAUGUUAUACAACCUAAAAUAAUUAACAUUUUGUAAGUUGAAGAGGUACUGUGUUUUUCCAUUGUAGUUAGUUUUUACUUCCAAUGAAAAUGCAGUUAUGGGUCAAAAAAUUAUUUCAUUACUUCAGUAGGCCUGAAUUCUGACUUUGUAUGUAAAUAGUGACAUUCCGUUAGUGACCUGUAUAGCACAUUAUUGUGUUUAACAGUUAAAAAUAGUAAAAAUGAUCACAGUAACAAAUGACUUCUCACUGAUGAGGAGGUGGGUGUUUUUUAUAGCCAUGCCCAGAUGUCUUUUGGUUUCCCAUAUUUUCUGAAACUGCCUGUGAUGAACUGGUAGAAGAAAUGGAACAUUAUGGACAGUGGUCAGGAGGAAAACAUAAGGAUAGCCGUAUAUCUGGAGGUUAUGAAAAUGUCCCAACUGAUGAUAUUCACAUGAGGCAAAUAGGAUUGGAUAAUGAAUGGCUGCAUUUCAUUCGAGAGUUUAUUGCACCAGUAACUCUAAAAGUCUUUGCUGGCUAUUAUACCAAGGGACGUGCACUGCUGAAUUUUGUUGUAAAAUACACUACUGACAGACAACGUUCCCUUAGACCUCAUCAUGACUCCUCUACAUUUACCAUCAACAUUGCUCUAAACAAAGUGGGAGAAGAUUUUCAAGGAGGUGGUUGCAAAUUCCUUAGGUACAACUGUUCCAUUGAGUCACCCAGAAAAGGAUGGAGUUUCAUGCAUCCAGGAAGACUUACUCAUUUACAUGAAGGACUUCCCAUUUUAAAUGGAACGAGAUACAUUGCAGUAUCGUUCAUUGAUCCUUAACUUUUAAAUUUUUUUCUGCCAUUUCAAAGCCAGUGUUUGAUUCUUUGGCACAAAUACUUAUUUAUAGUUUUCCUCCAAGAAGAUAGCAAUCAUGAUAAAAGAAAAUGUAAAUUGCUUCCUAUAGACAGCAUCUUUACUUUGGACUAGAAGAUUGAACAAUAAAAACAGCUUUAAAAUUGUUGGGAAAUUUUCCAAAAGUAUUUUCUGAGCCUUAAGUCACAAAGUAAGAAUAUCCUGCUUAUUUCUCCAUUUUUGCUGUCUUGUGGAGCAUGGUAGGAAGGGAAAAUGGAACUACUUUUUUAAAUGAAUCAAUUUUUCGGUUACAGCAAAAAUUACUGGAUGAUUUUAUAUCUCUAAAUUUUUUCUGGUUUUCCUUCAGUAAAGUGAAACAGCUGAAUUUGUUUGGUAUUUAUAUUUUAAAGAUACCAGUAGAAGAGCAUGUAGCAGUAGUAUCAAGUGAAUCCCAGUCCCCAGCAAAAGUGAAUAAAAUUUUUCAUUUAAGUAAAAAAUUAUUCAUGUUGGUGGCUACUUCAUGAAACCGCUCAGUUAAACCUUUUAAAAAUGUUUGUUGAUAUAACGUACUAAAAUGCAUCUCCUCUGAAAAGAAAUAUGUGCAUUGCUGAAAAGGAUUCAUUGUAGAAAUGAAGAAACAGACUGAAUAACUUAGAUAAAAAGUGUGCACUUCUAUGUAAUAUUGCAAAAUUUUUUUAAAGAACUCAUCCAGUUAAAAUGUUACUUCUCUUCGCCAAGUGUCCUUCAAUUGAAAUGAGGUAUUUUUGUAGAUGUACCAGAUCAACACUAGAAAGCAGAAUCUUGUUUUCAAAGCAUUGGUAAGGAAAUAUCAGGAUGUUUUGUAAACACAAUUUUCUAUUCUUACUUGAAUUUUAUAUCAGGAAAAUGAAGUUGCAAAAGACUCUUUUUAUGAACCUAAGUGGUUUGACUUGCCAUGUAUAAAGGAAUCAGUUUUAAAUAUUCCUACUGUAUCUACUGUUUGUAAUUUAAAAAAAAACAAACUUGAAACAACCAUUAAACCAUGAAGUCUAAGGUGCCAAAAUAGUGUUUUUAAAAACUAUGUGACCUUGUGAAAAAUAAAUGGUAAUUUUAAAUUAAUACUAGCGUUUUCUUGUGUAUUUUAGUAAAUUUAGCACAUUGCUAUUUUCAGUGCCUACUUCUAGAAAGUGUGUUGUAUUUAAUGACUUAUACAUUUAAAGGAAUUAUUGUUCAUCAUGAUGUGCAUGAUCACAAAGUUUUCUUUUAAUACCCUGUAUGUUCACCUGUUACUAUUUAAAUUAUUUCUCUCAUUAGUUAAUGCUUAAGUCUUGAUCAAGAUAGGCAAUAUUUGAGAGCUUUAGCAGUAAUAUACUUGAUUGCCAUAUACUACAGUAACACUUCUAAGCAGGUUACUUAGUGACGUUAAGUAACAAUUCUUUCUCCUUUGAACCUGACUGAUUGGGUGCUAAUAUAAAUUAAGUAAAAUAUAAGAACUCCAGAACUGGAGCAGUGAGUUAAUUGUUUUUAACACCAGGUUCUUUUGUUCCAAAUUUUCAUUUCCCUUCUUUACAUUGUACCUUUAUUUUUUUCCCACUUCAAGCAGAUGUUUACAGAUUGCAGAAAUACGUGUUUGCAUUGCAUUUCUUGACCUGUAUAAUGUCCAUGCCUACAUGUAACUUUAGCUGACUGAUAUUCUUUGGGCUAAAUGUAGACUGAACUUCUAAAAGCUAUGAAAUUCAGAAAAUCUCCUGGGUAUGAAAGCAGUCUUUGUUAACCACCUUUUUUCCAAGUAUUUGCUUGCGGUCUGUUUAGGCUACCUUAGAACAGAAUAUUCCUUUACUGUGUGGUCUGUUUAAUAUAGGUCAAGGUAUUGAAGCAUUCUUUAUAAAGAAAUACUUGAAAACAGGACAAAAUAAAGUUGUUU